This is a messenger RNA of Passer montanus (Eurasian tree sparrow), 1420 nucleotides long. RefSeq names its product Fc receptor-like B. Gene Ontology annotation, molecular function: transmembrane signaling receptor activity. Gene Ontology annotation, biological process: cell surface receptor signaling pathway. NCBI's taxonomy places the organism in Eukaryota, Metazoa, Chordata, Aves, Passeriformes, Passeridae. The coding region runs from base 1 to 1254 and encodes 417 amino acids. The record is from RefSeq and is a predicted model, not a curated record. The transcript is spliced from 5 exons.
AUGAAGCAUCUGGGGGUGUCCCUCAAGGGGACCAAGCUGUCCCCGUCCCCCCUACAGCUGAACCACAGCGGCCGCUACCACUGCAAGGGCUGGCCAUCACGGAGAGGACCAGUAACAGUGACAGUGCAAGAGCUCUUCCCAGUGCCAGUGCUGGAGGGUCCAAUCCCCAAGACCUCCCAUUCCCUCCCACACCCCCUUUAUUCCCUCAGCGGCCCCCCAGAUCCCCCAGUGCCCCCAGAGGAGGGGGAGGGGCUGUACAUCCAUGUCGUGGUCACCAAGGGAACAGGGGGUGAGUACAGCCUCAUCCCCAUCCGGUCCCCAGCCUGUGGCCACCCUGCCCCCACCAAGGGCCACCGCCACAUGAAGGUGACACCUGACCUCGCUUCCUUCCCCUUUGGCCAAAGACCCGCCAGCGAGGGUGCCCAGACCACCCAGCUCCUCGUGGAGCCCCCCUGGAGGCCGGCGGUGUGGUGGGACUCGGUGACAUUGACCUGCCAGGGCUCAGGGACAGCCGGUGCCACCACCUGGUACAAGGAUGGGGAGCGAUGGAGGCAGCAGGGACACGACAAUAUCACUGUCACCGAGAGCGGCACCUACACUUGUGACAGACCCGACACUGGGCGCAGCCCCCCUGUGAAAGUGUCAGACGACCUGCUGGUGCUGCAGGUGCCAGCGCGGGUACUGCUGGAGGGGGACACGGUGACACUGCGCUGCCGGGGCUGGCGGAACAGCCCGGUCACCUCGGUUUCCUUCUACCACGAGGAGAUGGAACUGGGAGUGUUGCCCAAUGGCACCGAGCUGUCUCUGUCCCCUCUGCAGCUGAGCCACAGCGGCCACUACAGCUGCAGAGGCCAGGUGGGAUCCUGGGGGUGGCAGGAGUCAGUGCUGGUGACAGUGACAGUGCAUGGUGAGCACCCCACAGCUGCCACACCGACACCCCCACUGCCCCUCCCCAGGGACUGGGGCCCACAAAUCUCCCUCCCCACUCCUUCCCAGAGCUCUUCUCAGUGCCAGUGCUGGAGGGUUCCCCCAAGCCCACCAAGGGGUCCCCCUGACUCUCAGUUGCCUCAGCACCCCUACACCCUGCAGCCCCGAGACCGCCUCCUGCCCAUGUUCUACCAGGACAGGCAGGUGGUGGGGGACUUGCAGGGGUCCCCGCAGCUGCUGGUGCCCACCAUGGAGGUCUCCCACUUGGGGAAUUACAGCUGCGAGGUGUGCUUCAAGGGGAGUGCCGUGCGGAAGAGUAGCACCUAGCUCUGCGUCACGGUGUGCAGUGAGUGUGGGGUUGGGCAUGGGGAGCCCCCAGAGACCCCUCUGGUCCCCUGCCUGGGUAUGUCCAUGUGCUUCAGACACCUCUGCUGGGUCCCCCGCAUCUGCCCUGUGGCCCCUCCCCUGUACAUGGUGUGACCCCACCCCCAAA